CCACGAGCGAAACGACAACCAUGAUGAAAGAUAAAUACAAAAACAGACACAGAACACAGAACUAGUUCCUUAUGUCAAUAUCGGCUGAUCAACCGACCAGACAAUAACCAACAUCCCCUUCCAUGCCAGCCAGCAACCGGCAUGGCCGGCUAGGUACUGACCUCAUUCAUUAUGCCCCUAUCUAUCUAUCUAAGCUCGCGGGCCUGUAUCAUUUUCUCCUUGUACUUUCUACCUCUAUUCUUCCUCGCUUUCUUUCUUCUUUCCUUCCAUCUUUACUCGGUUUACCUUUAGUUACUUACUUGACUGUACUUGAUUUUACUUACUUUACUUUACCUCCUUCUGUCUUUCUACCUUUCCUUGUCAGUGUUGAUGUUAUUAUUCUUAUCUACAACUGUGAUUUCCCAACUGCGCGUUCUGUUUUGAUCCACUUGUUUACUUACCAACAACUAAAUAUCUAUCCAAUACAAUCCCUGGUUGUUAUUCGUGGUGUGGUCUUUGUAUGAUUGAUUACUGUUUAUUUACUUUUUAUUAUUAUUGAUUAUUGAUUAUUAUUGUUGAUUGAUAGUUGAUUUAGUAAAGAUA
This is a messenger RNA of Aspergillus campestris IBT 28561, 582 nucleotides long. RefSeq lists its product as uncharacterized. The record is from RefSeq and is a predicted model, not a curated record. Bases 123 to 503 code for a protein of 126 amino acids. The transcript has a single exon. NCBI's taxonomy places the organism in Eukaryota, Fungi, Ascomycota, Eurotiomycetes, Eurotiales, Aspergillaceae.